Molecule: messenger RNA, 2247 nt
Organism: Gloeophyllum trabeum ATCC 11539
Lineage: Eukaryota; Fungi; Basidiomycota; Agaricomycetes; Gloeophyllales; Gloeophyllaceae
Exons: 6
Source: RefSeq, a predicted model, not a curated record
AUGCCAUCUGUGGAACCCGCAACCCGCAGUCCAUCACCCAACACUCACCAAGCACCAACUCCCCCUUUCCAGCCAUCCCCUCCACCAUUCCAGCCAUCCCCAUCAGCUUCGCCGGAGCCCCCUGACAUACGCUACCCAAUAUUCCGACCGGUAGUGUUUCCAGAUACACCGACGCCGGGGAGCGAUCAGGAAGAAGCCGAUCAGCCGGCGAGUGUCGCUGCAGCCUUCCUCGAAGAGCCGUCUGUGCGCUUAGCAUACCUCGAAGCAUGCCUUGCUAAUAUUUUCGGUAAUGCUACCAUCGAGCAAGCGACCAAUCAGUUGAAUGGUACCCUCAACGCGCUCUCUAUUGCCGGUGUCCUACCGCUGGUCCCGCGCCCUGUUCGGACUCUCGUGAGUGCAAAGAGGCGUCUUGGUUUGGACGCUGACCAGUACAUCACACAAUAUGCACUCUGCACGGUCUGCUGGAAGCAUUAUACCCCGGCAGAGGUUCUGGAGCUCCCAUCGACCCACUGUAUUCUAGAGGAUUGCCACGGAGAUGUGUUUGAAACAUACAAGGACUCCAAAGGCAAGACGAAGAGAAGGGCACUGAAGAUCAUGCCGCAUACAUCGAUUAUCGGGACACUACGACGCUUUUUCAGGCGCCCCGGCUUUGCGCAGAUGAUCCGAGAUAGCCGUAACGACAUCCUGGACAAGAAUGAUGAUGAGAACUUCAUCAUGAGGGACAUUUCGGACGGGUCUAUUUGGCACCUGAGCCGGACACAACUCUCACGAGAACUGGGAGACAAUGGAAGAGUGCGCGAUGUUCCCAUGGACGGAGGGGGCCGCAAGCUAACGAGCCAUCGCUUCGGCUUACACCUCACGAUGAAUGCUGACUGGUUUGGCAUGCUCGAGCGACCACAUUCAACGGGCCCGAUCUAUUACUGUAUCAACGACCUUCCCAUCCAAGAGCGCUUCGUCCAGCGCAACAUGCUUUGCGCAUGCAUCAUGCCCGGCCCGAAGGAACCAACGGCCCAACAGCUCAAUCACUGUAUGGAGCCGUCUACGAAGGAAAUUGCGGAACUGAAGAAAGGUGUGAAGAUGGAUAUCUUUGGCGAAGAACCACAAGACGUCUUCGCUGAUGAGACCCUAGAUGAUUGCGACACUCCUGGCGCUCGGAAGAUGUGCGGAUUGGCAUCCCACACCCACAGAAUGCAGCCCUGCCCAUGGUGCCAUGCGAAGAGUACAGAUAUAAACAAACUGGAGGGAUACGAACCUGAUAGCUUUGUGAAGAAGGAUGACUCGGAGCUGCUGCGCCAGUCUUUCAUCUCGAAGGAUGCUCAUCCACUACGACAGACUCAGAUCUUGGAUGACUACGGCAUACGAUGGUGCGUCAAGAGUCUGCUGCCUGAAUGGCUUCCGACGAGGAAGUGCGCUCUCGACUUCAUGCACAAUAUAUUCCUUGGCAUCAUUGGACAUCUAUUCGUCAAAGCACUCUUUGCAGGUUACAUGUUUUCAGCAGCCGGCGGUGCCCACUCUUCAAAGCAGCGGUUCGAAGAUCUUGUUAACUCGGUGCAAUGGCCUAGCCAUGUCACACGAUUGCCCAAGAACCUCGGAGAGAACCAGUCGCUGAAGAAGGCUGAUGAAUGGCGGAGGCUGCUUCACAUUACCCCCGUCCUGCUUUGGUGGGCCUGGAAAGAUGGUGCCGAUGAGAUUCCCAAUAGCGAGCCCCCGCUCCCGAGCAAUACGAAGAGCAAGCCAACUCAUUCACGCAACCGUAGGUCACUGUAUUCCGCAAUAUUGAAGCUUUGUGCUGCAGUACGGAUCCUUGCAUCUCGCACGAUAUCGAUGGCCCAGGCUCGGUCGGGACAAGAGUUUCUCGCUCAGUACUGCAAGCAGCUUCUGCGGCUUCGAGUUCCCUUGGUUAUCAAUCAUCAUCUAUCUAUGCACUUUGCGGAGAUGAUCAAGCUGUUCGGGCCGGUCUAUGGGUGGUGGCUUUUUGCCUUCGAGAGGCUGAACGGCAUGUUCGAGAAGGUAAAUCAUAACGGGCAUGAUGGCGGGCGGAUGGAGCUCACGCUCAUGCGGAGCUGGGUCCAGACCCAGCUCCUGUAUGAACUACUGAUCUCGCUCCCCCCAUCUGCUCAUGAUCUCGAGCGCCAGCUUCUGGAUCGCUAUAUCGUAUCCGAAGCACGUUCCCGGGGAUCGAUGAUGACACAGAUUGCGAUCGCACGCAGCAAAACUGCCAUCCAAAAUGUUCAGCUUCCUCGUCAA